Messenger RNA from Dendroctonus ponderosae (mountain pine beetle), 1484 nucleotides. RefSeq lists its product as uncharacterized. The transcript is spliced from 6 exons. Gene Ontology annotation, biological process: arachidonate secretion; phospholipid metabolic process. Bases 414 to 1361 code for a protein of 315 amino acids. The record is from RefSeq and is a predicted model, not a curated record. Lineage: Eukaryota; Metazoa; Arthropoda; Insecta; Coleoptera; Curculionidae. Gene Ontology annotation, molecular function: A2-type glycerophospholipase activity.
AGGGCCCUCAACUCCAAGAAUCGAGAAUCAGGCUGCGCUAAUGGUCCAACAAGAUUUUCGCUUCUCUUCGAUGAGAGACUUGAGAGUUUUCCUCUCAUUCAGUAUCUUGCCGGCACGUGAGAAAAGUCAAGAAGGCCGCGGACACGCUUUGCGAUUGUUUCGCUAAUCGCCGGCAUUUGUUCGCACGCCAACUUUUUGAUUGAGCGCCUUUGAGACGAGUGUGGCUUUUUAUUUGUUAAUUCAUAUCUGAUGUUUGCGGUUUCUGUUUUUUUGUCGGUGGCCAAAACAUUCAGUGGUGAAACCGCGGGUUGUCGAAUGGCUUUUUGAUGGGAUUUUCUGAAAUGAUGGAAAAGAACGAGUUCGUGCGUACUCCAUUUUCAUCAAUCAACCGUAACAAGGACCCGUUUUAGUGAAUGUGGAAGGUAAAGAAGAGGUGCCCCAGGUGUAAAGGCCACAUCCUGGUGGCGGUCCUCUUUUGCUGGAUGUUGGCCAAUGUGAAGGCCCAAGUGGAGGUUCGCGAUUUUGUUUCAGUUAACACGCUCAGUGAUGGUGAGGUCGAGACCAGGAUCUUUUACAAAGGAGUGGCCGCCAAGGAAACAUCUGUUGGCAAACGAUCAAGCAAACGAUUGUCGUUUCGGCAACUGAGCGACAGCAAACAUAUCAUCGAGCUAAUUUAUGACGAAAACUCUGCUCUAAUCGAUUGCGAGUUUGGUCAUCAGAAAGAGCGAGUGAAAACGUUCCUACGCAGCUUUAGAGACGAUCUGAAAGGAUUAGUGAAUAGUGCCAAUAUUAGCUUACAGCCCUUGGAUGAUGGGAAAUUGCCCCCGGAGUAUGGGUGGCUGAAUUAUACCGAGCUAAGAAAGGAGUGCCAUCAGACGCACUUGAUGACGAAGAAAGAGAUGGAUCAAGUGCAGGACUCAAAAAGAAUCGACCUUUUCGAAAGAUCCAAACGAGAUAUAUCCGACAUCUUUCGUGUUCCAGGAACGAAAUGGUGCGGAAAAGGAUACUCGGCAGACAAAUACACCAGACUCGGAGGGUUUUCGAAAACUGAUAGAUGUUGCAGAAAGCAUGACCUGUCUUGCCCCUUUUGGAUUGGGGGGUUCGAAACGAAGUAUGGACUCUUCAAUUGGAGGAUAAACACUCUAAUGCAUUGCAAUUGCGAUGAAAGAUUUCGUGCGUGUUUGAAAACAGUGGGCACCAGUGACGCAAAUCUUGUAGGAAAAUUGUUCUUCAAUGUUGUUCAAACCAAAUGUUUCGUGUUGAAGCCGAAAAAACGAUGCGUGCGAACUUCAUGGUGGGGCAAUUGCGAAAAGCACAAAAUGGUCAAACAGGCUGUUAUCAAGAAUAACAGACGAUUCUAAAUCGAUUCGAUGUGGUGCCGCAGAGAGAACAAACAAUCAAAUGUAAAAUUUGUAGAAAUAUUAUGUUAAAUAGAGUUAAGAAUUAGGUAAUGAAAUUGGUAAUAAAUAGAUUAAUUAUUGUCA